AUGUCCCGAGGCGGCGGACGAGGCGGCCGUGGAGGAGCCAGAGGCGGCGGUCGUCCGAAUGUUCCCUGGGACACGGGCGAUGAACCGGAUGCCCGUCCCUCGGAGCUGUUUCCUCCAUAUGCUGUCCCGAGCACGCGCGAGCUCAGCGCGACGGAGACGAACGGCAUCCAUCACUUUCUGCUUCUGCGACAUCAACUGCAUGCCUCGCCUCUCUACACCUCGAAGCGUACCUCGCUGCACGACCCGACCGCUCCGCGCAAGUUGUAUGGACAGGCGCAGAUGAACGCUCUCUACGGCGUCAAGAAUAAGGCGUCGCUCGACCCCUUCACUGCCGUGCCGACCUACUCCCAGAAGUUUGUACGCGAAGACCGCGCGCUGCCGGACUGGACCGCCCGCCCCAUAUGCCGUGAGCUUUUCCCUGCCGAACUUGUCGAAACCAUGGAGCCCACAGCGAGCGUCGGGGCACGCAAGAAGCGCAAGCUCGAACUGAGCCAGGUCAGCGCUUUGCCCAACGCCGAGGAGGCAUUCGGCAUGCCCUCGCUCGAGGCCGACGGCGACGAGCAUCGGGGGGGGCACAGGAACUUGCUCGAGAAGCUCGACGCCCUGCACGACGAAGACGCCGAGCCUGGCGCAGAGUUGGACGAGGAGGAGGGAGCGGCAGAGGAGGACCAAGAUGAAGUAUACGACGACGAGGACGCCGGCGACUACGAUGCCGAAAACUAUUUCGACAAUGGCGAUGAGAUGGGCGACGACUACGGCGACGGGGAUGACGGUGAGGGGACAUACUGA
This is a messenger RNA of Drechmeria coniospora, 789 nucleotides long. RefSeq lists its product as uncharacterized. Gene Ontology annotation, biological process: transcription by RNA polymerase III. The record is from RefSeq and is a predicted model, not a curated record. NCBI's taxonomy places the organism in Eukaryota, Fungi, Ascomycota, Sordariomycetes, Hypocreales, Ophiocordycipitaceae. The transcript is spliced from 2 exons. Gene Ontology annotation, cellular component: RNA polymerase III complex. The coding region runs from base 1 to 789 and encodes 262 amino acids.